Messenger RNA from Encephalitozoon cuniculi GB-M1, 414 nucleotides. Its product is annotated as chromatin modification protein. The coding region runs from base 1 to 414 and encodes 137 amino acids. Gene Ontology annotation, biological process: RNA polymerase II preinitiation complex assembly; DNA-templated transcription initiation. Gene Ontology annotation, molecular function: protein heterodimerization activity; RNA polymerase II general transcription initiation factor activity; transcription coactivator activity. The transcript has a single exon. Gene Ontology annotation, cellular component: SAGA complex; transcription factor TFIID complex. The record is from RefSeq and is marked provisional. NCBI's taxonomy places the organism in Eukaryota, Fungi, Microsporidia, Unikaryonidae.
AUGGCAUCAGGCGAGAAUUUGGCGCCGCGGGACGCAAAGGUCAUUUCUGUGAUUCUUAGAUCCUUGGGAAUAGAGGAGUGCGAGCCGAAGGUGAUCAUACAGCUAUUGGAGUUUGCGUACAGAUACACCACAGACGUUCUAGAGGAUGCAUUGUUGUUUGCAAAACAUACAGGCAGAACACAUAUUACCACAAGUGACGUCAAACUUGCUCUGCAAACGAAGGUAGGAAGGCACUUUGUUCCUCCUCCUCCAAGGCAGUACCUGUCGGAGAUAUCUACAAUGGUGAACUCAAAGCCGUUAACAAUCCCAGACGGAGAAAACCUUAUCAGAGUUCCUCCCUCAUCCUCGGCACUAUUAAAUCUCGACUACGAAGUCCUCAGAAAAGACAGCGACAAGAAAAGGAGGAUUUACUAG